AAGUCGACAGCGCGUAUCACUCUUCAUGCAAAUGAUUUAUUUUAGCCGACAGUCACCGAGAAGUCCCACAAAUCACACUAUUCGGAUAGGUCAUGUAGUAGGAAUUGUCUUUCUAUCAUAUAUCCACAAAAAUGAAUUCAUACUUCACGUCACCGUUUCUCCCUCAAUAUUCUUCGGAUAGCCACUACGUUCCAAACAGUUAUGCGUCUAAUGGCUAUGGACUGUAUUCAUCAAGGUUGGGCGAUCAGCUAUCUUAUCACUCCGGAGGAUAUGGGGGUACCGAACACGGAUCCCUACACUACUAUAACCAACAGAAGACGUCCAACAUUCAGUACCCAAGUGCUGCGGAAAACGGGUACGAAAACAAGCAGACGACAUAUCACCAACACCAGGCUCAUGUAGCAGACGACACGAAUGUGCCCCGGAAUUUUCCAGUUGGAGGCACGUAUCCACAACCCCAACCCCACCAGAACGUUGAAUGGGGACACCAUCAGAACGUAUCCACCCCAUCGCCGAACAGAAAUCAGCAAGGGAGCCCCUACACACCUCCUCUUGAAGGAAAACCCGUAACAUCAUGUUCCCUGUCCCCGAAAGAUUCGGACUCCGAGCUCCAGGGAAAGAACUCGGAGCCGUCCGCUCCCUUCUACCCCUGGAUGGGGAUUGUAGGGCCUAACUCCGCUCAGCGUCGAAGAGGCCGCCAGACGUACAGCCGAUAUCAAACUUUGGAACUUGAGAAAGAAUUUCAGUUCAAUCACUACCUUACAAGGAAACGAAGGAUAGAGAUCGCGCAUGCGCUAUGCCUCACGGAAAGACAGAUAAAAAUAUGGUUUCAGAACAGACGAAUGAAAUUGAAGAAGGAAAAACUCGCAAUAAAAGAAAUGAACGAAGGUGGAAAAAAAUUCGAAAAUAUUUCAGAUGAUCUAAGUGACGAUCCUGGCAAUGAAAAUUCAAGGUGAAAUUGCUAACUGUUCAGGUGUAAGCUGCCAUUUUAAACGGGUAAAAACACGAUAGACGACUUCAGAUCUUCGCUCAUACAGAGCCUGAGAACUAACUGAAGAUCAUCUACUAUAGAUAUCAUUGCGAAAGUGUGAACACGGGUAUUAUUUUGAGGAGAUAUUUUCAAGUUCGUUUCCUACAAAGUGUUAAUCACUAGAUACCUCAUAGGUUCUGUUGAAACUGAAAAUCCAAAGAUGAAACUUUGCCGUGAUAGAACCAAAAUCUCACCGGAUAUGACGUAACUGUGUACACCGAAACUGCUGACGUCAUGUGUUGGUGUCAAUAUCAGUCGUCAAAUAUGCCUUUGUGUUGCAGUAGAGGACAUUAGCAGGGAGGAACUGAUGCCAAACGUCAUGACGUCAUAAAUGACGUCACCAUGAGAUUUGGGAUUUUUUUGUUGUAGUAUGACAAUCAUAAACUGUAGAUGACCGUUAACCCCAAACACAUAUGUGACCUAGUGCGAACCCUGAAUUUUAUUCUCAAAAUGUCAGGGUCUAAGAGACAAAACGAGAAAUAUUGCCAUUAGUUCAUACUGAAUGAACGUAAGAAACUCCAUGUUGCCAUUCACUCAUGUAUGUUUGUUUACCUUUAAUUCCCCUGCAUACGUUUCUUCAUAUCCUUUUAUUGAACUCAUUUUAAGGCUUCAGAAACACGUUAGCCUUUGGUUGAAGCUCGUGCAGUAACCUAUCCUUGGUUAUACUUAGCAAUAGCUGGCAAUAUAGUUUUAAAACCACGCAGAAACCAACUGCCUGUAUUUAAUCACCAUAUUCAUUUGUUUUAUCUUAUUGUGAAGAUAUUUCCAUGACAAAUCAUCCUUAUUUAUUUUUCCCAAACCACAGACAGAAUCUAUCAAGGUUAUGAAACGAUUCAAAUUGAUUCAAAAUGAAAGGGACAAGAACGAAUUACAUGUAUAUUAUAUGUACGGGGGAUCAUAACGAUGUCCCGUACCACUGAUGACUGUUUGUUAUAUAUGCGGAUAACAGGGAAUCUUCAUAUGUUAGUAAAUGUCCAAUGUCAAUUAUCACCAUCGUAUAUAACUGGCCUCUCUGUUGACAGUGUCUGUGCAAUCUGGAUGAACGUAUUAUGAAGUGUAACAUGUUUUAUUCCAAUUAAUAUAUUUAAUGAAAUGAGUGCCAUUUAACUACCAGACCUUAACUGCUCAAAGGCAUACGUUCAAAAGUAGAUUUAGUCAGCAUUGAAUGACAAUUUGGAACUGUAUAAAAUUCGAAUUCGUAUAUUUUUGUCACAACGAUUAGGUGACGGUUAUAUCAAACAAAGAACAUCCAACUUUGUCAUAACAUGAAACUGUUCAAUGUGUAUGCAUGGAGCAUCAAAAUUAACAUUGUGAUUAUCCGACCAUGUAAAAAAUGGAAAGAUGCUUGAAUUAUUGGGUAAAUAUAACGAGAAUAUAUGAAUAUGUGGAAUAACCCAUGAACUCUAUCGAAUGUUUUGCUGUAUAUGUCCUGUAGAGUACAAAGAUAACUAUUUAAUUGAAGUGGAUGUUUUGUUCACGAAUUCAAAACGAGAAGGUAAUAAAGGGGAACAACUCCUUCAGAUACAAAUCAAGGGAAAUCACUCCAACGAGAAUUCUUUUUGAACAAGACGAGAAUAUUUGUAGUGCAUGUUUGUUUUUAUCGGUUCAGUGUAAACAACUGGAAAUCGUAAUCCUAUUUUUUGUUAAUGCAUCUGAUAUUUUGACAUAUUCCCUUGCUAUAUCUUUGUUAUGUAAGCUGUCUUUUAACGAGAAAAUGUCACUGUGGCUUCAUGUCAGUAUUGUGAAUGUUUAAUGUUUACUUUACCUCAAAUAAAACAAAUUUGACAAUA
Haliotis rufescens (red abalone) is the source of this 2820-nucleotide messenger RNA. Its product is annotated as homeobox protein Hox-A5-like. The transcript is spliced from 2 exons. NCBI's taxonomy places the organism in Eukaryota, Metazoa, Mollusca, Gastropoda, Lepetellida, Haliotidae. Gene Ontology annotation, molecular function: DNA-binding transcription factor activity, RNA polymerase II-specific; RNA polymerase II cis-regulatory region sequence-specific DNA binding. Gene Ontology annotation, biological process: anterior/posterior pattern specification; regulation of transcription by RNA polymerase II. Gene Ontology annotation, cellular component: nucleus. The record is from RefSeq and is a predicted model, not a curated record. Bases 132 to 956 code for a protein of 274 amino acids.